Messenger RNA from Adineta steineri, 2283 nucleotides. The record is from the annotation of a GenBank genome assembly. Lineage: Eukaryota; Metazoa; Rotifera; Eurotatoria; Adinetida; Adinetidae.
AUGUCCGCAACUGUAUUUACUGACAGAAAUUCUACGGCUACUCAAACACGUCGUACUCCAACAAGAAAUGAAGAUAUUGGAACGAAUUCACAACGUAAUACAAAUCAUCGAAGUUUAAGUGGUAAAUUUCGAAAUUUAUUUCGAAAGAAUUCAGCUUCACCUAAUCGUACGAUUAGUAAUGAUGAUUUUCUACCACCUCGAACACCACUUACACCACCACCGCCAUUACCACGAUCACGUCAAAGAUCUCCAUCACCUGAACCAUUACGUGCAUCUACGGAAGCACCUCAUCUUCGUGCACCUAUUGUUGAAUGGCCAUUUGGAAAGAAAAAACCGAAGGCACCAUCAGACACAAUAAGUAGUACAAAGAAACCAAAAAAUAGUCGAAAAUCUAAGAAGAAUGCAAUACCAAUGGUAGAAAUUUCUAAUCCAGUUUAUGUCCCAGAAAAUCAAACAUCAAUACGUGGUCAUAAUUUUGUUCCACGAACACCAGAACUUGCACAUGGUGGUACUGGACGAACUCUAUCAUCAUCAAGUUAUGAAACACCAACAAAAGGUUUUCGUGAUUUUACCAUUAUUGAUACUUCAAAAUCAUCUCAACAGGUUGAUCUACCUAAUGUUGAUGUGGUAACACAGCCAUAUAUAUCAGAUUAUCGUCAUUCACCAUCACCAAAUCAUCAACGUUUACCUUAUACAAAUUUUGAAUAUUCCAAUCAUCAUCAUGAUACUUCUAUACCAACACGAACAAUAUCAGACAUUAAUAUCAUUCCUACACCACCACCACAACAUCGUAAAAUUGAUAGUGCUCUACACAGUUUAGCCGAAAACACUCCAAUACUUCCUCAAACUUCUUCUACUCUUCCUUCAUCACUAACUUUUACAACGAAUUCAAAUCAAUGGAAAGGUACAUCAACUUCAUCUCUCAAUAAUAGUGAGAUACGUUCAACAAUACCACCACCAAUAGAUGUUGAUAUACCAAAAUUACAUACACCAUUAGUACCUCUAGGUGUCAAUACAACUAAACGAGAACCAAAACAAACUAAUUUACCAUUUCAUUAUAAUGAUCCAUAUAAUUCAACAUCGACGAUUAACAAAUUAAAUCAACCAUAUAUAGGCACAUAUACUUCAGUGCCUGACACAGAAAGUAUACAUAAUGGUAAUUCAAUAUCAUCGAGACCAAUUCAAUAUAAUACUAGUACAUAUCCUGGAUUAAGUGCGAUUGUUGAACAUCAUAUACAUCCAAAUCAUAACUAUUAUCGUGAACAUCCAUCAAUCAUAACAAAAAAUCCAUCACAAUCAACAAAUCGCUUUGAAACAUCAACUGAAACUUAUAAUGAUUAUAAUCAAUGGUCUCCUAAUACAACAAAAUAUCCACGAUCCCCUUCUCCUUCUGAUGGUUAUAUUCGACCAUUAACACCACCAAAACCUUCUGUACAUCCAGAUGUUAGUGUUAUCUAUGUUGAUCUUGAUGAUUUACGAUCACCAUCUCGAACAUCACAUCAUACUUCAUCAGAAAUUCCAGUAACAUAUCGUAGUUCAGCAACAAUCUAUACGAAAAAUAAAAAUAAUCUUACAAAUGGUGGUGAACUUCGAACAUGGAGUGUUCGUGAUAGUGAUGAUGAUAAUAAUAAAACUCGUAAAACAUCUUCAACAUCAAUAUUUAUUGAACCUACAAACAAUGAUCAUCAAAUUGUACCAAUAAAAACUUCAACUGAACUGCCAUAUACUUCAAAAAUUUAUGAACAAGAAAUAAAUAAACAAAAUGAUAAAAAAGAUGAAAAAUAUCAAUAUACAUAUGGAUAUAACCAAACUCAACAAUAUUCAUAUGAUACACGAUACUAUUCAAGUAGUCGAUAUUCUGAUAAUCUUAAUUCAACUUUAACACGACCAUUAACAACUGCUGAACGAGAUAGUAUCUAUGAUCAAUCGAUUCAUUCAUAUAAAGAUACUGGAUAUAUACAGGAACCUCUUAAUACAACAAUUCCUGUUGAAAAUCCUGAUCUAUCACUUCGUCAUUAUACUUUACAACGUACAGAUUCUUAUCAUGGUCUUGGAAUUGUUAUAUCAACAGAUGCUGAAACACGUUUAAAUCAUCGUAUUCGUGAUGUUGAACCAUCAUCUCCAGGUUCACGAAUUGGUUUACGUAAAAAUGAUCGUAUUGUAAAUGUUAAUGGUAUUAAUGUUGAAAAUAUUGAAUUUGGUGAUGUUCUUAUACUUAUUAAACAAGGUUUAACUAAAAAUCAUUUAGAAUUUACAGUUAUUAAUGAAGCAGUACUUAUUUAA